This is a messenger RNA of Paramormyrops kingsleyae, 9371 nucleotides long. RefSeq names its product NIPBL cohesin loading factor a (gene nipbla). Gene Ontology annotation, cellular component: Scc2-Scc4 cohesin loading complex. The record is from RefSeq and is a predicted model, not a curated record. Gene Ontology annotation, biological process: digestive tract development; regulation of gene expression; replication-born double-strand break repair via sister chromatid exchange. NCBI's taxonomy places the organism in Eukaryota, Metazoa, Chordata, Actinopteri, Osteoglossiformes, Mormyridae. Gene Ontology annotation, molecular function: chromatin binding; cohesin loader activity.
GGGGGAAGAGAGAGAGAGAGAGUGAGAGUGAACGAGAGCAAGAGAGAGCGAGCGAGAAUCUGAAGUAGAUCCGUCUUGACCAUCUCGGGUGUCGUCAUAUUUUUUUUUUCCUCCCCCAAAAUACCCAACGAUAUUUUUCUCUCUCCCGCCCCCCCCUCCGCCGUUUCCUUCCCCUCAGGCGUGAAAGAAAUCGGCGAAUGUAGCGGUCAGAGGAGUUCCCCCCUCGGUUGCCGCCGUUCGAGCCUACAUGUUCUCUGCGAGGCUGAAGAGGGACGGACCUGCCCGAGCCGGAUUGUUGUUGUUGUUAUUCGCUGGUUUACACAGUUUCUGCGGAGCAGCCGCGAGAGCAGCGCGAGGGGAAGCCGCGAGAGCAACGCGAGGCCGGACUUCCAACAAUCUUUUUUUCUCCCAGUUUUUAAUACCCCACAGCCAGAGUGUUAAGGAGAUGUGAAGUUCGGUCAGACGGUGGCGACACUGAGCAACCUGUGCAUCGACACAAUCCCCGCCCCCACCUUCAGCAUGAAUGGGGAUAUGCCUCAUGUUCCGAUCACCACUCUCGCUGGGAUUGCUAGCCUCACUGACUUGUUGAACCAGCUGCCUUUGCCCUCUCCCCUUCCUGCCACCACCACUAAGAGCCUGCUGUACAAUGGGAGGAUCGCGGAGGACGUCACCUGCCUGCUGGGCUGCAGGGACGAGAACCUGGUGGCCCAGCUGGCCCAGAGCCUCAGCCAGGUCUCCACAGAGCACAUAGAACUGAAGGACAACUUGGGCAGCGAUGACCCAGAGGGUGACGUCCCAGUGCUGCUGCAGAUUGUGCUGUCCAGGCACCCCAACAUCUUCAGAGAGAAGAGUAUCAUGCAGCAGCCAAUGAUGCCGCAGUACAAAAUCACCCAGAAUUCCAUGCAUGGCAGCCCAGCGUCAACAAACUACCAGCAAGCUUCCAUUUCACAUAGCCCUUCCAGUCGCUUCGUCCCGCCGCAGACAAACUCCGGCAGCCGCUUCCUGCCGCAGCAGAACAGUCCGGUGCCCAGUCCCUACGCCCCCCAGAGCCCCGCAGGCUAUGUGCCGUACCCGCACCCGCCUAGCUACACGCAGCACCAGCAGAUCCAGCAAGAGCUGCACGGCUCCCCUCUGGUCUCGGCCCCUGCUUACUCAGGAAGCCCCCAGCGGCCGGUUCAGCCGUGCCUGGGUGGGCAGCCUCACCCCUCCCCCCAGCAGAACCCCUCCACCCCGACGUUAGUGUCGGUUGCCAGUCCAAUGGUGCCUGGGGGCCUGAGGAAUAUCCAUGAGGCCAAGGCGCCUGGGCCAAUGGCGAGCAGUGCCGCCAACCACCACGCGGACCGCCACGGCGCCAGUGAAGACUACAUGAACAUCGUCCACCGGGCGCUCGGCAGCGAGGAUGACCCUUCCAUACGAAACGCAUCCUUCCCCCUGAGGUCCCCCCAGUCUGUGUGUUCCCCUGCAGGCAGUGAUGGAACCCCCAAAGCUGCGUCCCGCCCUCCGCUCAUCCUGCAGUCUCCGCCCCCCUACACCUCGCCCCACCACGGCCCCCCGGACCUCCUGGACUCCCCGGACCACAAGAAAAAGCAGAAGAAACUGAAGACGAGCAGGGACGAAAAGGAGCAGGCUGACAAGGCGGCCAUGUACGACAUCGUCAGCUCGCCCUCCAAGGAUUCCAGCAAGCUGACUCUGCGUCUGUCCCGUGUUCGUUCGUCCGAGCUGGACCAGGCAGGUGAGCCGCUGUCGGCCGUGGAGCCUGGCUCCGACCUGGAGGGCGACGUCACCCUCAACAGCCUUCCGUGCGGAGCGGCGCAGCCCCUGCGGACGCCCCAGGAGUCCGGCGGGCCCCCGGCCCUGGCUCAGCAAGUGCCCGUGCUGCAGAACGUGGCGGCCCUCUCCUCCAAACAGCCUGCGCCCGGCAGCAGCACGCCCUACGAUGAAGUAGAGAUGGAUGCGCUGGCCGAGAUCGAGAGGAUAGAGCGCGAGUCGGCCAAUGAGCGGGAACGCUGCUCCAAGGAAGUACAGGACAAAGAUAAGCCACUGAAGAAGCGGAAGCAGGACUCGUUCCCACAGGAGCCUGGAGCUGGGGGCACAGCAGGGGCUACUGCAGCACCAGGUGGGGGCGGAGGGGGCAGUGCUGGGAACAAGCCGGCCCCUCAGGAGGCCAGCUCAGCAGGGAACGGGGCCAGCCGGCCGGCCCUGCUGGUGAGCAUCGACCUGCAGCAGGCAGGCCGUGCUGAUGGCCAGCCAGAUCCCCUGUGUGUCGCCGCACCCAUGCCGGCACUCGAGGCCCAGCGGUGGCCCGAGGAGCCACGGGAAGGGCCCGCCGAUGGUGCUGGGGCGGCCCGACUCGGCACGGAGCACAGCGGUGCCAGGCAGAGGCCGGAUGGGCAAACUGAUCGGAGGCCUGAGGUCAUAAAGCAGCGGGUGGAGCCACCACGACACAAGGCCUCAGACGGUAGGCCGGACGCCGGCAAGCACAAACACGACUACCGGCGAGACUCCGCGGGCAAGCCCCUUACUGGGGACAAACGACCGGAGACCUCCAAGCACCGGCGCGACAGCACGGCGGACGCAGCAAAAUCUCGCUCAGAACCAAGGACCCCGGAUGCUCGGCAAAGGCAUCGGCCGGAUGGGCGGCCAUCUUCGUCCUCAGAGGCUCACUGGCGGGAGGGCCAUGAGGGCCACAAGGGUAACGGGAGCCGGGACUCGACCAGAAUUCCGCGUCCUGAAACGCCCAAAUCCGGCAGCAGGGGAGAGCAUGACUCCAGACACGGGAAAGACCGGGAUCGAGAUCGGAAGUCAAGGACCGAUGCUGGCAACGCAGUCAGGGAGCGCCGUUCUCCAGAAGACCGCCCUCGACCUGACAGAGGUGCAGUCGACCAUGGUGGGCGUUCGCGGGGCGACCGGCCCGGCUUCAAGCCUCUCAGUGGGGAUGGGAGCAGGAGCUGCCCAGACAGUCAGGCCAAGUCCGGGGAGUUCCCCUCCUAUCUGCUCGGGGGAAAAUCGGAGGCACUGAGGAACUUUGUCAUCCCCAAGAUCAAGCGGGACAAGGAGGCUGCCGUGCCAGCGGGUGCCAGCGGGCUCCCCGAGGGCUGGAUUCAGCCGCAGGUGAGGCUGGAGCGUAUGGACCUGAUGGAGAUGGAGGAGCUCCACAAAGUACCCAAGCCUGUUGUGGUGCUGCAGAAGCUUACCUUGGACGAGGUGCAGAGGUUCCUCCGGGAGAAGGAGGACCGUAAUGCACGGAGCUCCAAGUCCAGCAAGAACAGGCUGUCCUCAGGGAAAUCGGGGAAAGGUGGGAUGGACCAGUCCGUGUUGAAGGAGCUGCCCCCGGAGCUGCUGGCGGAGAUCGAGUCCACCAUGCCACUGUGUGAGCGGGUCAAGAUGAGCAAGCGGAAACGCAGCACGGCCAAGUACGCGGAGGUCAGCUCUGAGGAAGAGGACAACCACGAAGACAUUGAGGCUGGAGGUGACUCUGCCCGGAAAAGACAACGGCGGGACCGAGACAAGACAUGGGAGAGCGAGGAACGCGAGAGAAGGGGCUCCGGGGAACACCGCCGCAGUGGGUGGGGUCACGAUGGGCGCAGGGGCUCCGGCAGCCGGUACAGGGAGGAUUCGGAAGAGGAGUCUCCGCCACCCAGCCUUAGUGAAUUGGCCCGGAAGAUGAAGAAAAAAGAGAAGCAGAAGAAGAGGAAAGCCUACGAGCCCAAGCUUACCCAAGAAGAGAUGAUGGACUCAUCGACCUUCAAACGCUUCUCAGCCAGCGUGGACAAUAUCCUGGAGAACUUAGAAGACAUAGACUUCACCGCACUUGCGGACGACGAGGAGAUCCCUCAGGAGCUGCUGCUGGGGAAGCACCAGCUGGCUGAGCUGGGCAGUGAGUCGGCCAAGAUCAAGGCCAUGAGCAUCGCAAGCAGGAUUCCCACUGACAAGUUGGUGAAGGUGCUGAACAUCCUGGAGAAGAACAUUCAGGAUGGGGCUAAGCUGUCAACUCUGAUGAGCCAUGACAAUGACACGGAAGAUGAGGAGCGGCUGUGGCGUGACCUCAUCAUGGAGCGUGUGACCAAGUCGGCCGACGCCUGCCUGACCGCCCUGAAUAUCAUGACCUCCAGCGGCAUGCCCAAGGCAGUCUACAUUGAGGAUGUCAUUGAGCGCGUGCUGCAGUUUACCAAGUUCCACCUCCAGAACACCCUCUACCCGCAGUAUGACCCAGUGUACCGCAUGGACCCGCACGGAGGGGGCAUGCUGAGCUCCAAGGCCAAACGGGCAAAGUGCUCCACGCACAAGCAGAGAGUCAUCGUCAUGCUGUACAACAAGGUGUGCGACAUUGUCAGCAACAUCUCCGAGCUGCUGGAGAUCCAGCUGCUGACGGACACGACCAUCCUGCAGGUCUCUUCCAUGGGCAUCACACCCUUCUUUGUGGAGAAUGUCAGUGAGCUGCAGCUGUGCGCAAUUAAACUAGUGACGGCGGUGUUCAAUCGCUACGAGAAGCACAGGCAGCUCAUCCUGGAGGAGAUCUUCACCUCCCUGGCCCGACUGCCCACCAGCAAGCGCAGUCUCAGGAACUUCAGGCUGAACAGCAGCGAUGUGGAUGGGGAGCCCUUGUACAUCCAGAUGGUGACGGCCCUGGUACUUCAGCUCAUCCAGUGUGUGGUCCACCUGCCAUGUGACAAGGAUGCAGAGGACGAGCGUGGCAGAAAGGUGGAUCAGGACGUCCUGAUCACAAACUCCUAUGAGACAGCCAUGAGGACGGCUCAGAACUUCCUUUCAGUCUUUCUCAAAAAGUGCGGCAGCAAGCAGGGUGAGGAGGACUACCGACCGUUGUUCGAGAACUUUGUACAGGACCUGCUGUCGACAGUUAACAAGCCAGAGUGGCCUGCUGCAGAACUUCUCCUGAGUCUGCUUGGCCGACUGCUGGUACAUCAGUUCAGCAACAAGCAGACUGAGAUGGCACUGAGAGUGGCCUCGCUGGAUUACCUGGGCACGGUGGCAGCUCGGCUACGUAAGGACGCUGUCACCAGCAAGAUGGACCAGCGAUCCAUCGAUCGCAUCCUGAAGGAGGCUUCAGGCAACGAUGAGACUCAGCAGCUGCAGAAGACCCUGCUGGACUACAUGGAGGACAACGCGGAGACAGACCCGUCGCUUGUGUUCGCACGGAAGUUCUACAUCGCUCAGUGGUUCCGGGACAGCACCACCGAGGCCGAGAGAGCCAUGAAAACGCAGAACCAGAAGGACGAGGACUCGUCAGAGGGGCCUCAUCACGCCAAGGACGUGGAGACCACGGGGGAGAUCAUGCAGAGAGCUGAGGCCCGCAAGAAAUUCUUGCGCUCUGUGAUCAAGACCACGCCCGCCCAGUUCAGCAUGCUGAAAAUGAACUCUGAUGCAGUGGACUAUGAAGAUGCCUCCCUGAUUGUCCGAUAUUUGGCCUCUAUGAGGCCGUUUGCACAAAGUUUUGAUAUUUAUUUAACGCAGAUCCUUCGUGUCCUGGGAGAGAGCGCCAUCGCCGUCAGAACCAAGGCCAUGAAGUGUCUGUCAGAGGUGGUGGCAGUGGACCCUAGCAUCCUGGCCAGGUUGGAUAUGCAGAGGGGCGUACAUGGUCGUCUGAUGGACAACUCCACCAGCGUGCGGGAGGCUGCCGUGGAGCUGGUGGGCCGCUUCGUGCUGAGCCGGCCACAGCUCACGGAGCAGUACUACGACAUGCUCAUCGAGAGGAUCCUGGACACAGGCAUCAGUGUGAGGAAGAGGGUGAUCAAGAUUCUGAGGGACAUCUGUCUGGAGCAGCCUGGCUUCCACAAGAUCACGGAGAUGUGCGUCAAGAUGAUCCGCAGGGUCAACGAUGAAGAGGGCAUUAAGAAACUGGUGAACGAGACGUUCCAGAAGCUGUGGUUCACGCCAACCCCCAGCCACGACAAGGAGGCCAUGACCAGGAAGAUCCUCAACAUCACUGAUGUUGUUGCUGCUUGCAGAGAUACUGGUUAUGACUGGUUUGAACAGCUUCUUCAGAAUCUGCUGAAGUCAGAAGAGGAUGCAUCCUACAAGCCUGCCAAAAAGGCCUGUGCGCAGCUUGUGGACAGCCUGGUGGAGCACAUCCUCAAAUACGAGGAGUCGCUCUCAGCCUCGGAGCACAAGAGCGUCAACUCAAUGAGGUUGGUCUCCUGCAUCACCACACUGUACCUGUUCAGCAAGAUCCGCGCCCAGCUGAUGGUGAAACACGCCAUGACCAUGCAGCCCUACCUCACCACCAAGUGCAACUCCCAGAGUGACUUCAUGGUGAUAUGUAAUGUGGCUAAGAUCUUGGAGCUGGUGGUACCACUGAUGGAGCACCCAAGCGAAACAUUUCUGACCACCAUUGAGGAGGACCUCAUGAAGCUCAUCAUCAAGUACGGCAUGACGGUUGUCCAGCACUGUGUGAGCUGUAUCGGGGCGGUGGUCAACAAGGUCACUCACAACUACAAGUUUGUGUGGGCCUGCUUCAAUAGAUAUUACGGUGCUCUGACCAAGCUGAAGGGUCAGCACCAGGAGGACCCCAACAGCACGGUGCUGGCCGCCACCAAACCAGCUCUGCUGCGCUCCCUCUUCACCGUGGGGGCUCUGUGCCGGCACUUCGACUUCGACCUCGAGGAGUUCAAGGGGAACAGCAAGGUGGUCAUCAAGGACAAGGUGCUGGAGCUGCUUCUGUACUUCACCAGACACGAGGAUGAAGAGGUGCAGACCAAGGCCAUCAUCGGCAUGGGCUUCCUGUUCAUCCAGCACCCGGCCCUGAUGUUCUCUCAGGACGUGAAGAAUCUUUACAAUGACAUUCUGUCGGACAGGCGGAGCUCCGUCAACCUUAAAAUCCAGGUGCUGAAGAACCUGCAGACAUACCUGCAAGAAGAAGACUCACGGAUGCAGGAAGCCGACCGCGAGUGGAAGAAGCUAUCCAAGCAGGAGGACCUGAAGGAGAUGGGGGACAUCUCAUCGGGCAUGAGUAGCUCCAUCAUGCAGCUGUACCUGAAGCAGGUGCUGGAGGCCUUCUUCCACACGCAGUCCAGUGUGCGCCAUUUCGCCCUCAACGUCAUCGCGCUCACGCUGAACCAGGGCCUCAUCCACCCAGUGCAGUGUGUACCAUACCUAAUCGCCAUGGGAACAGACCCAGAGCCGAGCAUGAGGAAUAAAUCUGACCAGCAGCUAGUGGAGAUAGACAAAAAAUACACGGGCUUCAUUCACAUGAAGGCAGUGGCAGGGAUGAAGAUGAGCUACCAGGUUCAGCGAGCUAUCUGGCCAGCCCAGAGCACCAUCAUCCGUGGCUUCCGGCCGGACGAGAUACACUCGGCGCUGUGCUCGCAUCUCUACAGCAUGGUGCGGGGGAACCGGCAGCACCGGCGCGCCUUCCUCAUCUCGCUGCUCAACCUGUUUGACGACAGCUCCAAGACGGAGGUAAACAUGCUGCUGUUCAUCGCCGACAACCUGGCCUGCUUCCCCUACCAGGCCCAGGAGGAGCCGCUCUUCAUCAUGCACCACAUCGACAUCACACUGUCUGUGUCUGGGAGCAACCUGCUGCAGUCCUUCAAGGAGUCCUUGCAGCCCACCAUUAAGGAGAAGGACCGGAAGAACGGCUCAGGGCAGAAGCUGCAGGAGAAAAGUGAGGAAGAAGCAGCAUCCAGCUCAGUCAUCAGUGGAGAUGAAGACAAUGAUGAUGACGACGACGAUGACGUGGUGGUACGGCGACCAAAGAAGCCGAAACGGGCAGCUGUGGACUCGGACUCCGACUCGGACAUGGACCUGUGCACUGAAGACGUGGGCUGGGUGAUGCAGCGCCUUUCGGGCAACCCCACGCCGCUGCUGGACUUCGCCAACGCCUCCCAGGGCAUCUUACUGCUGCUGGUGCUCAAGCAGCAUCUGAAGGCCCUCUACGGCUUCUCAGACAGUAAAAUACAGAAGUACUCGCCCACUGAGUCUGCCAAGGUGUAUGACAAAGCCGUCAACAGGAAGUCUAACGUACACUUCAGUCCUCGCCAAACCAUCGAGUUCCUGUCCAACAAUGUUGCCAAUGCCAUGCUGACCGAGGAAAUCAGGCGGAAGAUCAUCAAACAGUACCUGGAUUUCAAGUUAUUGAUGGAGCACUUGGACCCAGAUGAGGAGGAUGAGGAGGGGGAGGCUUCGGCCAGCACCAACGCUCGAAACAAAGCUAUCAACGCACUGCUGGGUGGCUCCAGCCCAAAGAACAGUGCUGCAGUCGACACGGAGGACGAUGAGAGCGAGGGCGAGGAAAGGACCCCUGGGUCGUCCCGGAAGUCAAAAAAGGGCGGGGAUUCAACGGAGGCCUCCGGUCACAUGAAUGAGACUGUGGAGGCUAUGGACGUCAUCGCCAUCUGCUGCCCCAAGUACAAAGACCGGCCGCAGAUCGCGCGGGUCAUCCAGAAGACCAGCAAUGGCUACAAUGUGCACUGGAUGGCCGGGUCUUACUCAGGCCCCUGGGCCGAGGCCAAGAAACGGGACGGACGCAAACUGGUGCCUUGGGUGGACACCAUCAAGGAGUCGGACAUCAUAUACAAGAAGAUUGUCUUGACGAGUGCGCACAAGCUGACUAACAAGGUUGUGCAGACUUUGCGCUCAUUGUAUGCAGCCAAGGACGGGACUUCUAGCUAAUGAACUCCAUUUGCCCGUCACUGUCAGUCCUCAACAGCCAAAUGACACUAGGAAUCCAACCUUUUUCUAAACCCACCACACAGACGCAAGAUUAUCAGACACUACAAGGCCUUGAAAUGCAACUUUCUGGCAAAAAAAAAGAGCAGGUUUGUGAAGUUGGUCUGUGAAGGUGUCCGUAGCCGUGUAACAGGACACAUCGCAGUGAAGCAGAAAGCUGAACCAAGACUAAAAUCCUGAAGGAAAUGUUUGGGAAACAUUGUGUGGGAGCCUCCUUCGCUGUUGUGCAGCAGAACCCCUGGUCUUUUGAUUUCUACUCCCACUGUAUCAUAGUUUAACACAAAAACUAAAAUGUUUAUAUCUCGGAAAAAGAUUUCUGUUUAAAAAAUAAUAAUAAACUUAAAGUGAAUGUUGGAACUUAGUCUGUUGAUGUUCUUAAUAAAAGUGGUCUUGGAGUUUAACCUAGCGCCGGACGGCUUUCUUUAGCUUAGCUUAUUUUCCUGGGAAAGCUGUUUUUAUUUUUUAUUUUUUCCUUUUGUUUGUCCAUGCUGUACAAUGGCAGAGUCUCCUGGAUAUAAUUUAUUCUGUUUUAAAGGAAGCAUGCAGUAUCUGUGGCCUACCUGCAGGGGGAGUUUUUGUAAAUGUAGAUUUUGAUGUAUUAGGUCACCCUAGUUAAUGAGGGAAAGGGAUCCCCAGCACUUCUGGUGGAACAAAUACUGCAAUAAAUUUUCUACUUCUCUUUGUUA